Messenger RNA from Rhinopithecus roxellana (golden snub-nosed monkey), 444 nucleotides. It is a transcript of the gene DEFB121, whose product is annotated as defensin beta 121. Lineage: Eukaryota; Metazoa; Chordata; Mammalia; Primates; Cercopithecidae. The record is from RefSeq and is a predicted model, not a curated record. Bases 206 to 400 code for a protein of 64 amino acids. Gene Ontology annotation, cellular component: extracellular region. The transcript is spliced from 2 exons. Gene Ontology annotation, biological process: innate immune response.
AGCUGUCCUUGAGCCUCGACCCUGCGUGAGCCCUCUGGGUCUUAGACUUGAGAUGCAAAGUUUUGAAAUUUUCAAACUUGAAAAUCACGGUGAGCAGAGAGAUCUCUGGUGCUCUGUCAAUCCUAAUGUCCCUUUUAUUGAACGUUGACUAUGUUGCCAAUGAAAAGCCAGUAAAGCUUCAAGGAGGAAAGAGGUCAAUAGCCAAAUGUUUCAAGAAGUCAAGGAAGUCACGAAAUGUUGGGGUAAGUCAGGCAGGUGCAGAACAACAUGUAAAAAAAGUGAAGUAUACUAUAUAUUAUGCAAAACUGAGGCCAAGUGCUGUGUGGAUCCCAAGUAUGUACCUGUAAAAUCAAAAUUAACAGACACAAAUACAAGCCUGGAAUCAACUUCUGCAGUCUGACACCUCUCUUCCAACCUUGAGUCUCAACAUCAUGGGAUCCUGCA